Aspergillus costaricaensis CBS 115574 is the source of this 1004-nucleotide messenger RNA. Its product is annotated as aminoglycoside phosphotransferase family protein. Lineage: Eukaryota; Fungi; Ascomycota; Eurotiomycetes; Eurotiales; Aspergillaceae. Gene Ontology annotation, biological process: protein phosphorylation. Bases 231 to 1004 code for a protein of 257 amino acids. Gene Ontology annotation, molecular function: protein kinase activity. The transcript has 2 exons. The record is from RefSeq and is a predicted model, not a curated record.
AUUGUCCAUCAGACUAACGUAGCUAGCUCAUCUCCUGGCUUACAUGCAUAUCCAUAAAUCAAAUGAGAUUCUUUUUCUAGUGGCCCAUACGGGUCCGUUCUAGCCUCCUCCCCCCACAACGACUAUGCUUUUACACUGCAGAUGAUCAGUACAUCAUUGCCUAUUCAUCUCCCUUUAUACCCGGUGGUUGUCCAGCGUAUCAGCGUUGAUUUGGUGCUGGCGCCCUCGAAAUGUCGUUUUUCUGGCUCAAGAGCUCGGCAAAACCGGCUCCAAAAGAUAAGCCACGCAUCAUUUCUUCCUUAGGAUCCCGAACAAUUCAAGUCCAGAACAAUCAAGUAAUAAAAUCAGGGGCCACGCUGUACGGUCAUGAAGUGAACAACAUGAGGUUUAUCGCUGAGCAUACCAGCAUUCCUGUUCCUGAAGUUCACAAGAUUGAAACCGACCAGGAUGGCAAGGUCCUUAAAAUACACAUGGACUAUAUGCCAGGAACGCCAUUGGACGAAGCAUGGAGUACUAUGACUCAAGUCGAAAAGCGAUCGGUGGCAGAAGACCUUCUUAAAUACGUACACGAAAUGCGAUCACUGAAAGGUAACUACAUUGGAGCUGCAGACCGUGGCCAGGCAGUGAUUGGUCAACAUGUUUUCCAUGGUGGUGGUCCGUUCGGCACAGAACGCGAGUUUAAUCAAUUUAUGUUCUCCAAGAUCAUAUCCAAGGUUCCCGAUGCGUUCAAGUACCAUGCAGCAAGGGUAUUCAAAGAGAACCAUGAGAUUGUCUUCACCCACAGUGACUUGGCCCCCAGGAAUAUACUGGUCAAAGAUGGCCAUGUUACCGGUAUUCUGGACUGGGAGCAUUCCGGGUGGUAUCCAGAAUAUUGGGAGUAUGAAAGGGCGUAUCGGCAUUUUAAUGAUGUGCCUGGGUGGCUAGAUUAUGUUGAUCUCUUUUUACCCUGGAAGUACUCUGAAGAGAUAGUGGCGAUGUCAUAUUUAUCUAAAUACAGCCGUUGA